AUGCAGUGCGGUGCGUGGUGCAGUGCGCAGUUCACGUACGACGAGCUGCGGCUCCUGGAUCCAGCACAGCGCGAACAGCGUGCGGCCGACUCGGAGUCGUGGCCGGCACUGACGUACAACACUGUGAAACUCGACAUCACCGGCCCGGACCAGGCCAACCUGUCCAUUGUCGACCUGCCGGACCCGAUCCGCACGCCGUCGUGCAACCUGGCCGAAGAAGCCAACCCCGCCCUCGACCGCGUGCUCGGCGUAGUGACAAAGGUCGACUACAUCGUGGGGCGUGACAAGCAGGCAUCACCGUGGGGAAAGGUGCUGAGCGGGACGAAUCCCAACUUCACGAUGCGGCCAAAGCAUGGGUGGCACCCCGCACGACUGAUUGCACAGGACGAAUAUGAGGCGGGCCGCACGCGGGACACGCAUAUGCAAGCCCAGGCUAAGCUCUUCGCAGAGCAGGGCUGGACGACACAUGCUGAGAGGUGUCGCAUGGUGUUCGGGUGGGAAGCGCUAAGUGGCACGAUCUACAACCUGUUCGGCGAGAUGGUGAACGAGUUCGAACCCGUCCUGCGCGUGGAAAUCACACGCCGCGAAGUCCAAGUGGGCAACGAGUUGUUCGCGCUGCCGCCGGAAGUCGACAACCCCGUCGAGUGGCUGCACGCCGCCAUCGGGCAGCUGCACAAAGCUGUCGACGACAAGAUCAGCAAGCACAAAGACGGCACGCAGGCGCUGUACGAGCCCCAGCUGCGCCUAUCGGACGCGCUCCGCGCCACCGUGCCAGAGUUCAUGCCGUUCAAGCGAGACGACAAAAGCGACAAAGCAGCGAACUACGUUCCACCGGCGUCGCCGCUUUGGCCGAAAAGCGACAAUAGGGUUUACUACGACGACGUCGAGGCCGUGCUGGACCAGUACCAGAACGUCCGGAUCGGCACCCACUCGCUCCUCGACGCACAUGUGCACCUCUUGCGGGGACCGCAGGAUGCGUGGCGGCCCGCGGUGACGGCGUACGUUGACGGGCUGCUGUGCGCUGCACGGGGGAUAGUGGAGGGGCGCAUCGCGUCCCUCGGCUCGUCAGAACGGCUCGAACGCGACCUCAUCCGUAUCGUCGCGCAAGAAAUGGACCCACUUCGGGCUGCGUGGAGCGCGAUCGCGAGAGAAAGGCUGCGCGACGAGGCGCAGCCGCCAGCCUUUGUCGAGCUGGAGCGAUACCGCCCCGACAUGCUGAAGGAGUACGACUUCUGCGCCGUCGUCAAGCACUUUGCCGACACGUAUGCCGCCGUCAAUGGCGCGCAGGCGAGAAAAGAUAGCAGGGAGUUCCAGGUCCUCACGCUCGGCGCGCAGAUGGUGUAUCAUCUUGUCGUGUCGUCGCGUCGCUUGUCGGACGGCUUGGGCGCCAAGCUCGCGGGCGAGGUGCGCGCGUUCUUGCUCUCACUCCCUUCUGUGCUCCGCGCCGGACUGGGUUUGAAUGGCGUUAGCGCGAGCGUUGGGAAACGCGUGCGACGCUGGGCUGAGCCGGAGCGCGAGGUCGGGCGGAAGCGCGCCCGGCUGAAUGAGGAAGAGGAGCAGCUGGGCAAGAUUAGGUUACUGCUGGACGGCGACUGCCACAGCGACGAGGAGGAGGAUUAG
Molecule: messenger RNA, 1620 nt
Organism: Vanrija pseudolonga
Lineage: Eukaryota; Fungi; Basidiomycota; Tremellomycetes; Trichosporonales; Trichosporonaceae
Exons: 7
Coding region: 1-1620 (539 amino acids)
Source: RefSeq, a predicted model, not a curated record